UCUGGACGGCGGCGAUCAUGUGCUACAAGCCGUCAGGGAGCCGCCGAAGAGGAAGUGCGGCAUGUUUUCGUUUCUCUCGGUUCCUCCGCUGGGGAAGAUGAAAGGCGCAAACAGAGAGGCGGCGGCCACACGGGGGGGCGACGCUGAGGGGGCCGCUUGUGCCUGAAUCCUGGAGCGAGGAGGGGGGAAGAGAGGGACCCGCGAGAAUGGAGGCCCUGGAGUGGGACCCGCUGAACAACGACACCUCGCCGCCCACCCUGAGCCCCGCCGUGCCCCCCUACGUGAAGCUGGGGCUGACCGUCGCCUACACGGUUUUUUACUCGCUCCUCUUCGUCUUCGUCUACGUCCAGCUCUGGCUGGUCCUUCGCUACCGGCACAAGCGGUUCAGCUACCAGACGGUCUUCUUGUUCCUCUGCCUCCUCUGGGCGUCUCUGCGGACGGUGCUCUUCUCGUUUUACUUCAGAGACUUUGUCACCGCCAACUCGCUCAGCCCUUUCGCCUUCUGGCUCCUCUACUGCUUCCCCGUCUGCCUCCAGUUUUUCACGCUGACGCUGAUGAACCUUUACUUCACGCAGGUGAUUUUCAAAGCUAAAUCAAAAUAUUCACCAGAACUUCUAAAAUACAGGUUGCCUCUCUACCUGGUGUCCUUCUUCGUCAGUCUGCUUUUCCUGCUGGUGAAUCUGACAUGUGCAGUGCUGGUAAGAACUGAGAAUUCAGAAAGGAAAAUCAUCGUAUUAGUCAGAGUGGCGAUCAACGACACACUGUUUGUGCUGUGCGCCAUCUCGCUCUCCGUUUGCCUUUACAAGAUUUCCAAGAUGUCCUUAGCAAAUAUUUACUUGGAGUCCAAGGGUUCAUCUGUAUGCCAGUUAACGACCAUAGGAGUGACAGUUAUACUACUUUAUACCUCAAGAGCCUGUUACAAUCUGGUUAUUUUAUCGUUUUCUCAAAACAAGACAGUGAAUUCUUUCGAUUAUGAUUGGUACAAUGUCUCUGAUCAGGCAGAUCUGAAAUGCCAGCUGGGUGAUGCUGGAUAUGUAGUAUUCGGAGUAAUCCUGUUUGUAUGGGAGCUCCUUCCCACUUCCUUGGUGGUGUUCUUCUUCCGUGUUCGGAACUCUACAAAAGAUCUAACAAAUCCAGGAAUAGUGCCGUCUCAUGCAUUCAAUCCAAGAUCUUAUUUCUUUGACAAUCCUCGUAGAUAUGACAGUGAUGAUGAUUUGGCAUGGAGCAUAUCACCACAUAGCAUACAUAGCAGUUUCUCUCCUGAAUACUAUGACUGGGGGCAUCAAAGCAAUAACUUCUUGGCUCAUGUUGGAUCCCUGCAGCAUGAUUAUGUGCCAGAGACUGAAAGACCAAGCCCAAUAUAACACCAACCCAACGACAUUUUUUCCUUUGUUCGGCAUUAAUAGCAGGGCAGAAGUUGCAGAAGUUUUGCACAACUCAUGGGAAAGUAUGGAAAAGACAGACUCCUUUAUGAAGCCAUACUGUUAUUACAUUUUCUUUGCAAGAAGUGGCGUUCAGGCUAUGAUCAUGCAGAUAUUUGCAUGUGUACUUAAAUUACAUGUAGGAGAAUUCUCACUGAAGUCAGUGCCUCCUUUUGUAAGGAAGUUAAAAUAUGUGACUUUUUUUUUUACAAGAUUUUGGGUUCAAAGAACAAAUUUGUAUUAUGUUUCAUUAUUUUUAUGUGGGGAGAUACUGCUAAACAUCUAUAGAUUUUUGUCCUUAUGUCACUUUUUAUAUGUACAGAACUAGUCAUUUAUAAUGUCAAUUUCACUUUAUGAAACAAUGUACAGCAUAACAUGUGUCAACAGGAGUUGACCAAGUUUCUUGGACAAUGCUGGUAUGCAAAUAAAAACUGU
Molecule: messenger RNA, 1856 nt
Organism: Pogona vitticeps (central bearded dragon)
Lineage: Eukaryota; Metazoa; Chordata; Lepidosauria; Squamata; Agamidae
Source: RefSeq, a predicted model, not a curated record